Malania oleifera is the source of this 477-nucleotide messenger RNA. RefSeq lists its product as uncharacterized. The record is from RefSeq and is a predicted model, not a curated record. The coding region runs from base 1 to 477 and encodes 158 amino acids. The transcript has a single exon. NCBI's taxonomy places the organism in Eukaryota, Viridiplantae, Streptophyta, Magnoliopsida, Santalales, Ximeniaceae.
AUGUUCUUAAAAGGGGAUGAAUUAUCAAAUCAUAUUGAUAGUUCAACUCAAGUUCCCACUGAUGAAAAGGAAUUUGCACAACGGGAUGUCAAGGAUGCUAAGGUGAUCUCUUGGCUAUUGGGGACAAUUGAGUCUCACCUUGUGACCAAUCUUCGCUGUUUUACUACAGCUCAGGCUAUGUGGGAUUAUCUCCACCGUAUUUACCACCAAGAUCACAGUGCUCGGAAGUUUCAAUUGGAGUUGGAAAUUAGUAAUUACAAUCAAGGUAAUUUAUCUAUUAAACAAGUUUAUUCUAGUUUUAUUAAUCUUUGGAAAGAGUAUUUUGCUAUUGUUCAUGCUAACAUUUCCCCUACGGCACUUGCGACUCUUCAAGCGGUUCAUGCUGAGAGUCAACACGAUCAGUUUUUGAUGAAACUUCGACUUGAAUUUGAGCCUGUUCGAGCCAGUUUAUUGAUACGUAAUCCGGUUCCUUCUUAG